This is a messenger RNA of Anolis carolinensis (green anole), 2573 nucleotides long. It is a transcript of the gene foxa3, whose product is annotated as forkhead box A3. Gene Ontology annotation, molecular function: transcription factor binding; RNA polymerase II cis-regulatory region sequence-specific DNA binding; DNA-binding transcription factor activity, RNA polymerase II-specific. Lineage: Eukaryota; Metazoa; Chordata; Lepidosauria; Squamata; Anolidae. Bases 404 to 1663 code for a protein of 419 amino acids. The record is from RefSeq and is a predicted model, not a curated record. Gene Ontology annotation, biological process: anatomical structure morphogenesis; regulation of transcription by RNA polymerase II; cell differentiation. The transcript has 2 exons.
GGACCAGCCCUUCUUGCUGCAGAGACCAAGCCGGUUGGGCCUCUGAGCGACAAAAAGGCAUUGCCACCAAUGCGGCGUCCCAAGAUCGGACCCAUUGUCCACAUCCAUGGAAGCCUGUUGAGUCCCAUUGGCUUCUAGAGGGGAAAAUCACAUUCCCAAUUGGGAUCCAGUCCGAAAAAGGCGCCUGUCCCUUGGUCAAUCUCGAACUCGUUGCUUUUUUGGGUGGGCGCCACUGGGCUGGAAAGAACACCUAUUUUCUUUAAAGAAGAAGAAGAAGGACCCGGAAGAAAGUGAUUCCAGGAUUUUUUAAUACAUAUAUAUAUAUAUAUAUAUAUCCAUAUCUAAUAAAUCUCCAUCCUUUAUUUUAUUUUAAUUUCCUUCCCUCUCGACGGGACUUUUUGGAAUGCUGGGCUCCGUCAAAAUGGAAUCGCACGAUAUUUCGGAAUGGACUUCGUACUACAACGACCCCACAGAGGUGUUUCCUUCCGUGAGCACAAUGACCUCCAGUUUGGGGCCCAUGAAUCCGAUAAAUUCCUACGUGACGUUGAAUCCGCUGACGUCCGCCAGCUCCAUGAACAUGGCGUAUCCCAACAGUGGCUUGAGUAGCCCGUCUCUCACCGGACUGACCAACGCCGCCAGCCCCAUCGGCCUCCCGACCGUGGCCUCUCCGGUCAGUCCAGUGUUGACUCCACUGGGCAGCCAGUCAUCCAGUCUCAAUUCCCUCUCGCCGUACCAAAACGUCGGACAGGCGAUGACCCCACUGGGCUACUCUCCGUCCGGCAUGAACCGGCCCAAGGAGAUGGGCAAGUCCUACCGGCGUACGUUGACCCAUGCCAAGCCGCCCUACUCAUACAUCUCCCUCAUCACCAUGGCCAUCCAGCAGGCCCCCAGCAAGAUGCUGACCCUCAACGAGAUCUACCAGUGGAUCAUGGACCUCUUCCCCUACUACCGCGAAAACCAGCAGCGCUGGCAGAACUCCAUCCGCCACUCCCUGUCCUUCAACGACUGCUUCGUCAAGGUGGCCCGCUCCCCGGACAAGCCCGGCAAAGGCUCCUACUGGGCCCUCCACCCCAAUUCGGGCAACAUGUUUGAGAACGGCUGUUACCUGCGACGCCAGAAGCGCUUCAAAAUCGAGGACAAGGCCAAGAAGGUCAACGCAAAGGCUUCCGGGGGCCAAGACUCGGCCUCCAAGGUUUCAGAAGGGCUCCAGGAGGGGCAGAGUCCCAACACUAGUUCGGAAGGGGCCGAGUCGGGCCACUCCGAUACCUCUCACGGCUCGGAGGAGCAACGGGGCCUGGUCCAGCUAGAUUGUUCUGGGGGGCAGGGCUCAUCCCCGGCUUCUGAGGCCUCUCCGGCCCCCAUUUCCCAGUCCUUGAAUAGCCACUACUUUGCCACCUCCAUCACCAACCUAGAUCUCCCCAGUGACCUUAAAAUGGACCCUCAGUUCAACUUCAACCACCCUUUUUCCAUCACCAAUCUGAUGUCAACGGAGCAGAGCCAGAAGGUUGACCUCAAGUCCUACGAGCAAGCCAUGGCGUACAGCGGUUACGGCUCCCCACAUUCGGUGGAAAGCAAACAUCCCUAUGAGACCUCCACCUCCCUCAGCGAGACCGGCUCCUACUAUCAAAGCCUCUACAACCGCUCCUUACUCAACGCCUCAUAGGGUUGUCUUGCUACAAUGCAGACAAAAUAAAUAAAAUAGGGGAGAAGGGGAAGGAGGCCAGAAGUAUGAGAGAUGCUCCUCCUGGUGUCUUCAUCAUCAAGACCUUCCCAGUGCCAAUCUAUUGCAACAAGGCCAGUAGAAAGGAGUAUCAAAGCCAUCAUGAAGAGACCUGGUCUACUGGACUCUUAAGCUUUCCAGACCAACAUUGUCUCAUAGUGGUCAACGGCCUGCCAUUUCAAUAGACUCAUUUGCCCAUAAUGAUUAGGAGAGCAGGAAGGAAGAAAAAGUCUGUGUCUUAUUGAGACCCACCACCACAUGGGUAUGAAGGAUUGGAUUUUGGACUCAAUGAUUCCUGGAUCCAUCCAUCAUCACCUUGGCUUGGUUGCACUCUUCCCAAGAGCAAAUCCCGCCAUCUCCAAUGGAUCAGCCUCACUUGUUGAUACUGUCACCAGUGGAGUGCUGAUGGGAAUCCAUGCAUACGUGAGAAGGAACAUAGGAAAGGUCAUUCUGAAAGAUGGACCAAGCUGAGGACCAUCCUUUGGUCCAGGACAGGCUGACUUUCCGGCUUCAAGGCAGAUGUUACAGUCAAUGAUCGAACUCUCAUCUUCGGCUUCUCGAACCCACCAUUAGGUCAGAAUCACACUUGGCAAACUCUGUUGUUACAUGCAAAGGAGUUUGGUUACACCCAAGACAAUUUAGGUCUAUGACUAAAGAGAAACAAGGAGAAUAUAGUUCAGAUAUUUUUUUUGUAAAUGCGGCUUUAUAUUUAAAUAUUUGUGCUUUCUGUCACGGGAAAGGGGUCAGAGUUGAUUUAAUAUAUCGUACUUUAGAGACAAUUCAGGGGGGUGCCUUUUGUUUCUGUCUCUUUUUUUGGUAUUAUCAAUAAUUAAAACCAACGGUAUCCAGUGCC